Messenger RNA from Wickerhamiella sorbophila, 1962 nucleotides. Its product is annotated as Transcriptional activator protein DAL81. Bases 1 to 1962 code for a protein of 653 amino acids. NCBI's taxonomy places the organism in Eukaryota, Fungi, Ascomycota, Dipodascomycetes, Dipodascales, Trichomonascaceae. The record is from RefSeq and is a predicted model, not a curated record. The transcript has a single exon. Gene Ontology annotation, biological process: DNA-templated transcription. Gene Ontology annotation, molecular function: DNA binding; zinc ion binding. Gene Ontology annotation, cellular component: nucleus.
AUGGAGCCUUACACUUCGCGGAUCGAGGUCAAGCCGUUGGAAGCCCCGCAAAGAAGUGAAAAGGGGCCUUCUUUCAUACCGCCAGACUACAGUGGUGCGGCGUUAAUUGGGGUUAGUGCAGACCAAGACCCUUAUCUUGUACAGUUCUACAAACGUGGUCCAGAUAACGUUUCACGCUUUGUUGACCAGGGCAUCCAUCUCGUGGAGAAGUCGGCUGAUCCCUACAAAUCCGCAGCUACGCCAGUAGCGUUUAGUGUCUUCAGAAAACCACAGGCCUCUGCGCAGUCGAAAUACUUGACCCUCGACAAGUCUCGCGUUGAUCUGGCCGUUGAUCCAUACCGCGAACGCCUGCUGGCUCUCUACUUCAAGUUCAUCGACUGGACGUACCCGGCGGUUGAUAAGCAUACGUUUUAUCAGAACUAUUAUUUCAAAAAAGACCAAAUGCACACUGGGUUACUCUCCGGUAUGCUGGCGAUUGCGUGUAUUUAUUGGAAGUAUGACAGCCAGCUCUGCGUCAAGCAGAUGCCCAAGGCGCUGGCCGCCCAGCUCUGGGAGCAAUGUGCCCUUUGUAUUGAUGGGGACAUUCUUGCGCCAACUCUGGAGACUGUUCAAGCGCUUUUAUUGUACCUGCAAAGAAGACUGGCCCGCGGUGACACAAACGAACAGCACGCUCAAGCCGUAUGGCUCGGCAAGCUGGUGGCUGUUGCCCAUUCGCUCGGCCUGCAUCUCGACUGUACAAACUGGGCAGUUAGCGAUCAUGAGAAACAGGUUCGCCGUCGUCUCUGGGCACUCACUGUUUUCAACGACAAACUCAUGUCUCUGGUCCUCGGCCGGCCAAGCUUGUUGCAUCCAUCACGAUCGUCUGCUCGCCCGUUCGACAGCAUACACCCACAAGAGCAGCUCUUUGUACAGCUGUGCAAACUUACUCAAAUUGUGAGCGGGGUUAUCGAUGAUCUUUACAGCCCCGAGCGGCGGUACGACCCCAAUUAUGAUUCGUCCUCUCUGGAAGUUGUCAGGACGGUGGAGUCUUACUUGCAAGCUCUAGACACUUGGAACUCGCAGCUUCCUCAUGAUAUGUCGACGAUGCAGGGCCAGCCAGACGGUUAUUGCCGAAAUGGUGUACUGCAUCUACUGGCGCUCACCGUCGAAGUUGACUUAUGGCGGGUUCUUCUUGUACCGUCGAAUAUGAACCAUCCUGAUUUCGGGUAUUGGCGAACAGGUGCUCGCAGCACCAUUCAAAAAAUCAUUGUAUAUACCAGUGAGAUCACUUACAGCCACUUGCAUGCCUUUUGGCCGGCCACAUGCCCGCAAGCGUUUUCCACACUUGCCCAUUUCGUGUUUUACUACUAUGUCCAAAGCAGCGCGGCCGAACAACAAGAACUCACAGACUCUUUAAGACGGUGGUUAUGGGCCUUACGGGUCUUGGCCAACACUUGGCCAGAUGGCACUGGUUUGGCCACCCUUCGCAUGGAUGCUGUGUUUCACAUGGGCAAAACCAACGUCCAGAUACCACCCCCACCCCCGCAGUCUCAACCAAAGCCCCAGCCUCAGUCGUUACCGCAGCGCCAGCCUGAACUUCAACCCCGCCCAACAUUUUCACCAUCACCAGGGGGCUCGGACACUUCGCCUCUGAGCGCUCAGGGCUCCCUUCACGGGUCAGUUAACGGACACCCACCCCAUCCGGCUCAACCCCCACACCAGCACGCUCAAACGCUGUCGGAAAGAGCUAGCUUUUAUUCUCAGUCCGCGCCUACGCCUUUCUAUGAUAGUAUGCUUGAGCUAGACCCGCUGGUGAACCAUGAAAUCAUUCCCCUCGAAGACCAGCGGCCGGGCUUUGCCCACCAGGAGUACUACGAGACCCAAGAUCCAACAAUCUACGAGAACAUUAGUCUAGACGAUCUCGUCAAAGACAGCUUGCACGAUCUGCUCAUGAAGAACAUUUUCGACGAACACUAUCAAUAA